Capsella rubella is the source of this 1226-nucleotide messenger RNA. Its product is annotated as probable protein phosphatase 2C 72. The transcript has 5 exons. The record is from RefSeq and is a predicted model, not a curated record. Lineage: Eukaryota; Viridiplantae; Streptophyta; Magnoliopsida; Brassicales; Brassicaceae. Bases 77 to 1072 code for a protein of 331 amino acids. Gene Ontology annotation, molecular function: protein serine/threonine phosphatase activity. Gene Ontology annotation, biological process: protein dephosphorylation.
UUCAAAUCUACGAUCCGAUAUUAACAUAAUAUUCUGUGUGACUUUGGUGAGGAUUUGAUCAGAUUUGGUCAUAUACAUGGGUCAUUGCUUUUCGUUGCCGUCUUCAUCAUCGGAGAUUCAUGAGGAGAAUGAGCAUGGUGAUGGUAAUGCGGUUGUGUGUUAUGGAGAAGAUCAUGACCUUAUGGUUCAUCAUCGUCUUGGUUCCGUUUGCUCUAUACAAGGAACCAAAGGACAUAACCAAGAUCAUGCUGUUCUUUACCUGGGAUACGGGACAAGGGAUACAGAACUAUGUGGAGUGUUUGAUGGGCACGGCAAAAAUGGACACAUGGUGAGCAAAAUGGUGAGGAAUAGAUUACCAUCGGUUCUGUUAACACUCAAGAACCAAGAAUCUAAUGUUUGUGAAGAAGAAGAUCAUAAAUGGGAAAAAGCUUGUUUCACUGCCUUCAGACUAAUUGAUAGAGAGCUUAAUCUCCAAGUCUUUGAUUGUUCUUUUAGUGGCUCUACUGGUGUUGUUGCCAUAACUCAGGGAGAUGAUCUCGUGAUAGCAAACCUUGGUGAUUCAAGGGCAGUAUUGGGGACAAUGACCGAGGAUGGUGACAUAAGGGCAGUGCAGUUAACAUCUGACCUAACACCUGAUGUCCCUAGUGAAGCAGAGAGGAUCAGGAUGUGUAAAGGUCGUGUUUUCGCAAUGAAAGCAGAACCGUGCAGCCAAAGGGUGUGGUUACCCAACCAAGACAUACCAGGGUUAGCCAUGUCAAGAGCUUUUGGAGAUUUCAGGCUCAAAGACCAUGGAGUUAUUGCGGUUCCUGAGGUCUCUCGAUACCGAAUGACUUCUAAAGACCAGUUCCUUGUACUCGCUACUGACGGGGUUUGGGAUAUGCUUAGCAAUGAUGAAGUUGUAUCGCUAGUAUGGAGUUCUAGAAAAAAGCAAGAUACGGCCGCUAAAUUGGUGGCAGAGGCGGCUGAAGCUACUUGGAAGAAGAAGCUUAAAUCGACCAAGAUUGAUGAUAUUAGUAUAAUAUGUCUUUUCUUACAGAACAAGGAACAACUAAGUUGUACCAUGCACACUUGAAUGAUCAUAAGAUAUAUACUACGCUAUAUAUGAUGUUCGCAGAAUUGUUAUCAUAGCUAGAUACUGCUGAACCAAGCACAAAUCUUAGAAAACUCAAUGUAAUUUUGUAAUGUGACUAUUGACUUAUAAUGGACACUAAAUAUUUUUGUAGUAA